AAUAACCAUCAUAUCUCGCAUCUCACAUCUCACACUUUACCAAUCAUGUUUCGUUCCAUUUCCAAAGGUCCAGUCGAUCCAGUUUUCAUCCUCAGCUCAAAAGUCAAAGCCGAUGAAUCGCCCUCGAAGAUCGACCUCGGUGUCGGCGUAUACAGAAAUGAGCAGGGACGAUACAAUGAGCUUGGCGUGUUGAAGCAGGCGAAGGAGAUUCUCACAAAGCUGGAAUUAGGUCACGACUACGAAGUUACAACAGGAGAUGCAGAAUUCGUGGAGAACGCAAGCAGAAUCUUAUUUGGCGCAGAAUCUGAGGCAGUUAAGACAAGGCGAAUUGCUUCUGCUCAAGCCAUUUCAGGAACAGGGAGUAUCCAUCUUGCUGCUCUGUUCUUGAGUCGAGCCGAAGAAUUCCGGGGGAAGAAGGUAUACAUUGGAACGCCAGCUUGGGGCAACUACGAGCCACUCUUCAACCUGGUUGGUUUCGAAGUUGUCAAAUACCGACACUAUGAUGCGGAGCGUGGUACAGUCGCAUUCAGUGAUCUUCUCGACGCGGUCCAACACGCCCCCGAUGGCAGUAUAUUCGUUCUCCAAGGUUGCUGCCACAACCCUUCUGGCGCAGAUUUGAGCAGGGAACAAUGGCAGACACUUGCAAAAGCUAUGAAGCCCAAACGCCACUUCCCAUUCUUCGAUAUGGCCUACCAGGGCCUCGGUGGACCUCUCGAGGAUGACGCUUUUGGACUGCGUCACUUCGUCGAGCGCGGUUUCGAGUUACUGGCCUGCCAGUCAUUCUCAAAGAACUUCGGCCUCUAUGGCGAAAGAUGUGGUGUUUUGCACAUUCUAACAGAAAAGGAGGCAGUUGCCGCCAAUGUGUAUGAUCAGUUGAGGUGCUUGAUCAGGUGGGAGUUCUCUUCCAGCCCAGCAUACGGCUCCAGACUAGUGAACACAGUACUGAAGGACAACACUCUCACGUCGCAGUGGCAGGAAGAGCUGGUAGUGAUGCGAGUGCGACUGGUUAGUUUGAGGAGGGCAUUGCAUGACCUGUUGACGAAAGUACAGAAGACACCAGGCAACUGGGACGCAAUCCUUACAUCGACCGGCCUCUUCUGCUUCCUUCCUUUGACUCCACAACAAUGCGAGACGCUUGGUACUAAGCAUCACAUUUACAUGCUUUUAAGUGGUCGCAUCAACGUCUCGGGCAUGAAUCAAUCGAAUGUCGAGAGGAUAGCGCAGGCUAUCGAUGAGGUGGUCCAGGGCACACGCUCAUCCCGAUUGUGAGCCGCAAGCGAGCUCAGCUGAUAACAUCUUUGCUGGGUUGAUGCGCAUGUGAUGCCAUGUUGCAGGUUGGUGGCGUAAGCUGUCGGGGAGGAACCCGUUAGAUUCGGAGGGCUCCCGAGUUUCUGGGCCGCAUUCUGUCCGUAGAACCCGCCAACCGAUCAUGCUGC
Messenger RNA from Boeremia exigua, 1436 nucleotides. Its product is annotated as aspartate aminotransferase. NCBI's taxonomy places the organism in Eukaryota, Fungi, Ascomycota, Dothideomycetes, Pleosporales, Didymellaceae. The transcript is spliced from 2 exons. The coding region runs from base 46 to 1269 and encodes 407 amino acids. Gene Ontology annotation, cellular component: cytosol. Gene Ontology annotation, biological process: L-aspartate biosynthetic process. The record is from RefSeq and is a predicted model, not a curated record. Gene Ontology annotation, molecular function: pyridoxal phosphate binding; L-aspartate:2-oxoglutarate transaminase activity.